Ostreococcus tauri is the source of this 237-nucleotide messenger RNA. RefSeq names its product unnamed product. Lineage: Eukaryota; Viridiplantae; Chlorophyta; Mamiellophyceae; Mamiellales; Bathycoccaceae. The record is from RefSeq and is a predicted model, not a curated record. The transcript has a single exon. Bases 1 to 237 code for a protein of 78 amino acids.
AUGCCCGAGCAAACCAUGCGGGUUGACGAAACGAUGCCCUCGCCCGAGGACGACGAACUCGCUCGACGGCGACGACGUGCGCUGCGCUCGUGGGCCGAGGAACGCCUCGGGGUGGAGCGCGCGGCAUUAAUGAGCAUUCUGGCGACGCAUCGAGUGCAGAUUCCGGGUGGUUCGAGCGAGGCGAACGAGCUCAUGGAUGAUUUGCUUGGUUGGAAGGCGGAGAGCGUUUCGAAGUGA